Messenger RNA from Myotis brandtii (Brandt's bat), 2265 nucleotides. RefSeq names its product serine incorporator 3 (gene SERINC3). The transcript is spliced from 10 exons. NCBI's taxonomy places the organism in Eukaryota, Metazoa, Chordata, Mammalia, Chiroptera, Vespertilionidae. The coding region runs from base 44 to 1465 and encodes 473 amino acids. The record is from RefSeq and is a predicted model, not a curated record. Gene Ontology annotation, cellular component: membrane.
ACGAGAAGCCUCCGGAUCCGCCGCUUCCAUCGCCGGCGUCACCAUGGGAGCUGUGCUGGGCGUCUGCUCCCUGGCCAGCUGGGUUCCAUGCCUUUGUGGUGGUGCAUCGUGUUUGCUAUGCGGUUGCUGUCCCAACAGUAAGAAUUCCACUGUGACUCGCCUCAUUUAUGCUUCUAUUCUCAUCCUGGGCACUAUUGUAUCCUGCAUCAUGCAAACGGAAGGGGUAAAAAAUCAGCUGAAGAAGAUUCCUGGAUUCUGUGAAGGGGGAUUUAAAAUCAAGGUGGCCGAUAUAAAGGCUGAUACAGAUUGUAAUGUGCAGGUCGGUUUCAAAGCUGUAUAUCGGAUCAGCUUUGCCUUGGCCAUCUUUUUCUUUGCCUUUUGUCUACUCAUGUUAAAAGUAAAAACAAGUAAAGAUCCCAGAGCAGCAAUACACAAUGGGUUUUGGUUCUUCAAAAUUGCUGCCAUUGUUGGUAUCAUGGUUGGAUCUUUCUACAUUCCUGGGGGUUAUUUCACCACAGUCUGGUUUGGUAUUGGCAUGCUUGGGGCCUCUAUCUUCAUUCUUAUCCAGCUGGUGCUGUUGGUAGACAUGGCUCACUCUGUGAAUGAAUCAUGGGUAAAUCGAAUGGAAGAAGGAAACCCAAGGUGCUGGUAUGCUGUUUUACUAUCUGUCACAAGCAUCCUGUAUAUCUCUUCAAUCCUCUUUGUCAGUUUACUCUACAUAUACUACACCAAACCAGAUGGCUGCACAGAGAACAAGUUCUUUAUCAGUAUUAAUCUGAUCCUUUGUGUUGUGGUUUCUAUUAUAUCCAUUCAUCCAAAAAUUCAGGAACACCAUCCUCGUUCUGGCCUCCUGCAGUCCUCCAUCAUCACACUCUACACCGUAUACCUUACAUGGUCAGCCCUGACCAAUGAGCCUGAUCAUUCCUGCAACCCAAGCCUAUGGAGCAUCAUUACACACCUGACUGCACCAACCUUGGCUCCUGCAAAUUCAACUGCUCUGGUCCCUACCUCUGCUCCACCAACGCAGAAUGGGCAUCUUCUGGAGAGUGGGAAUUUUAUUGGGCUGUUAACCUUAGUUUUCUGCCUUGUGUAUUCUAGCUUCCGCACGUCUACCAAUAGCCAGGUAAGUAAGCUGACCCUGUCAGGAAGUGAAAGUGUGAUCCUCCGUGAAACAUCUACCAAUGGUGCCAGCGACGAAGAAGAGGGACAGCCUCGGCGGGCUAUGGACAACGAGAAAGAGGGAGUUCAGUACAGCUACACUAUGUUCCACUUGAUGCUCUGCCUGGCUUCCUUGUACAUCAUGAUGACCGUGACGGGCUGGUACAGCCCUGAUGCAGAGUUCCAGAAUGUUACCAGCAAUUGGUCAGCUGUGUGGGUCAAGAUCAGCUCCAGCUGGGUCUGCCUCUUCCUCUACGCCUGGUCCCUUGUGGCUCCAGUUGUCCUCACCAAUCGAGACUUCAGCUGAACCUCUGAGUGCCAGGGACACCACAUAAAGGUUCCCUUUGCUGAAAGCCCUUGUACUUUUGCUUUAACUAAAAUAUUAAGUGAAUGCUUUGCGAAGUUGACUAUAUCCAAGUGUAUAUCCCAAGGCAAGAUUGAAUUAUGAUUGAUACAGGAUCUGAAUUUUUUAUUUACAUGUACAUUGUUUAUUUUUAAGGAUAUAGUACAAAGGGAGCAUUUUUGCCUUGUAAAGUGAACUACAGCUGUGCUGUGAAGAGAGUUCUUUAUUAAGACCUGUAGGUUCCUACAACUUUGAUUUAAAAUAGAAAAUAGAAAAAUAUUGGAUAUUUGAGGCCAUCGUUAAUAUAUUUCUAUUGCAGUAUCCUUAAGGAGCAGGGAAAAAAAGUAAUAAUGUAUUUCUAUGACAGUUUUCCUCUGUGAAAGUCUUUACUUGUUGAUACAAGCAUUCUGUUCAGUCCGUAAACUCUUAAGAGGUAUAGCAUCAUAGUAAUUGGGCGAAGGAGUAUGUGUGUGGGUCCUUCCCCAGAAGAGGGGUUGCUGAUAGGGCUACUGCUUCUGCAUCUUGAGACUUCAUUUUUUUUAUACUACAGCAUUGACACUGCUCGAUUCAAGUAUGUGGCUUUGCCAGAACAUUAAUUUCAAUAAAUGCUUUGUAGGUUUGGUUAAAAUGAGGACUCAUUUAGGAAAAAACUGCAACUUUAGUCUAUGUAAUUAUUUUGUUAUGAGUAUGUAAAAGUAACAUGCAUGUGAAUUUACUAUAUUUGCACUAUAAGGUAUUUGAUUAAAAUAGACUUACGCUUUUAA